Messenger RNA from Penicillium griseofulvum, 3114 nucleotides. Its product is annotated as Male sterility, NAD-binding. The transcript has 5 exons. Lineage: Eukaryota; Fungi; Ascomycota; Eurotiomycetes; Eurotiales; Aspergillaceae. The record is from RefSeq and is a predicted model, not a curated record. The coding region runs from base 1 to 3114 and encodes 1037 amino acids.
AUGGGUAUCCAACGUGGAACUCAGGCAGCACUCGCUGGUUCCUCUAGCAGUAUCAACCCGUUGGUGCAUAAGUUUGGAUCUCUUCAAGUUCUCGACGACUUGAUCCGGUUACGUGCUGCUGAUGUCGUUCAACAUCCCAUUCUCGCCUAUCCUCGUUUCGACAACGAUGCAGGCUCCUAUGGCUACUACACUGGGAAACAUUUGGAUGCUAUGAUAAACCAAGCUAUCAUCAUGCUCAUGGAUGAUGGCUUCAAGCAGCCAACCCGAAGUCCAUCAAUCGUGGCACUUCUCACUUUGUCCGACCUUAACAUGGUGAUCACCCUUUUCGCUUUAAGUCGACUGGGCUAUACUGUAAUGAUGCUCUCCCCCAGACUCUCGGGCGAAGCUUGUGUCUCCUUGCUGGAAACGGUCAACUGCGAGUCAAUCAUAUAUGGUCAAUCCCCCAAUAUCCGUGCAACACUGGGCGAGAUCCUCCACCGGAGGCCACCGACGUCACUUGCUCUACAUCACAAUCGAAACCCUGAAAAAGUCGCCUUGAUUCUCCAUUCCUCGGGAUCAACAGGCACCCCCAAACCGCUCUUCCUCACACACAAAGCAAUCAUGACCCACCCUAUGAGAGGUCCUGGGUUUACCUCCUUCAAUACCCUGCCAUGGUAUCACCUCCAUGGGCUGUCCACCGCGUUGCAGGCAAUGUGGAUGAGAAAAACAGCUUAUAUGUGGAACGCUGCGCUGCCUUUAACCGCAGAACUCGUUGCUAGCGCCCUUAAAGAAGCUAGACCAGAAUCCGUAGCAGCGGUACCAUACAUGCUCCAAGUUUUGAUUGAUGAUCCCCGCGGCAUCACAGCGCUGAGGCAAUGCAAGUUGGUUACAUACGGAGGGGCACCCUGUCCCGAUGAGCUGGGCGAUCGACUAGUAAGCGAAGGAGUACAUUUUGGAGGUUCAUUUGGCCUCACCGAGGCUGGCCUUGUUGCAGAAUCAAUCUCCCGACCAAAAGGUGACCCAUAUUGGAACUAUUUGAAAUUCUUUGACAAUAUCCGUUCAUAUGUCUGGAUGAAGCCUAUCUCUGACUCAGGCUCGCUUUUCGAGUGCGUUUAUCUUGCUGGUCAUCCAGCAUUAACAACCUCAAAUUCAAACGAACCGCCAGGAUCCUUCCAUUCAAAAGACGUCUUCACUCCUCAUCCUACAAUUGCCGGAAGGUGGAAAUACAUCUCACGAUUAGACGAUCGAAUCAACCUAGUGAAUGGUGAAAAGGUCCUACCACUCCCGAUUGAGGGUCGCAUCAAACAACACCCUUUUGUCCACGACGCAGUUGUUGUCGGGGUUGGCAAAGCUGCUCCAGGUCUAUUAAUUUUGCGAGCAGACGAUCAGGAAGCCAACUAUCUCUCGGAUGCAAAAUACCUCAAUACAAUCUGGCCAACAAUCCAAGAAGCCAACUCCCAGGCAGAGGCUUUCUCUCAGAUCUCCCGGAAUCUGGUCGCUAUCUUGCCAUACGAUGCCAAGUUCGCUCGAACAGACAAAGGGUCCAUGAUCAGGGCACAGGUCUAUCGAGAACACAGCGAACUUAUCGAAAGCCUUUAUGCCGAGAAGGAACAUAUAUAUGGGAAUCUGCUACUUGACGUAGUGGAGACGGAGCGCAUUCUUCUUCAACUAGCCCAGCAUGAGCUUGGAAUACCCAUCUCUAGUGUCGAUGCCAAUUUCUUCUCCGAGGGCAUGGAUAGUCUUAAGGCAAUCCACUUCCGACGUCUCGUUCUUCAGCAUUUCAAGUUCCAGAUGGGUCAAGCUCCUAGUCCAAAUGUCAUAUUUGAAUCGGGCUGCAUAUCACAGUUAGCUCGGCAUAUCUGUGCAUUACAAAAGGGGGAGCUAUUCGAAGAUGUACAAAGCGAUUUAUCUGUGAUGACUGAAUUGGUCGAUAAAUACUCAGUGUUUGAGAGACACAUACCCCAGCCACAUUCUUUCUCAGGGCCGAAUAGUGUGUUUUUAACAGGAGCCACUGGAUCAAUUGGUGCCCAUGUCUUGUAUGAGCUUCUCAACGACGACUCCAUCUCCACAGUGUACUGUCUCACACGACGCGAAUCGCCACUGGAAGCAAUACUUUGCACUCUAACCGACAAAGAUCUUUUCAUAUCCCCCGAACAAAUAACAAAGAUCGUCGCCUUCAAUGGCCGUAUUGACCAGCCCGAUUUCGGUCUAUCUCUAGAUGAAAAUACAAUCAAACACAUGCUCGACACAGUCUCGCUCAUUAUUCACACAGCAUGGCCCGUGAACUUCAAUCUCCCACUGGUUGAGUUCGAACCACACAUCCAGGGCCUACACAAUCUAAUACAGUUCUCUCUGUGCGUACAGAGGCGCGAGCCUGCAGUCAUGAUGUUCUGCUCAUCCAUCUCCACCGCGCUCCGAUCUCCAUCAGCCGAGAUCCUCGAACAACCAGUCGACCUGGAUUGCGCCUUUAUGGGCUACGGUCAGUCUAAAUUGAUUGGGGAGCAAAUUGUGAGUAAGGCACGUCGCAGUGGAGCACGGGCUUAUUCUCUUCGAAUCGGCCAAGUCUCGGGUCACUCAAAGAAGGGUCUUUGGAAUGACUCUGAAGCUCUGCCAUUAAUGAUCCGGUCGGCGCUGACACUGGGUGCACUACCUGAGCUGUCACAGACAUGUUCUUGGCUUCCGGUAGACAAUCUCGCGUCGACUAUUCUUGAAUUGGCCAGGACUUGUGCUACUUCGAAUAUAGUUGGGGAAAGUCAGGCGUCCAAUUCGAGUAUGGUUGAGUACAUUGAUGACUCGAUUUUCAAUUUGUGCAAUUCUCGCGAAUUCACCUGGUCAUCUUUGCUACACGUGCUGAAGAAUUGUGGCUUCCGAUUUGAUGCUGUGCCUUUUGAAGAGUGGUUGCUAAGACUUCGUCGGAGUGAGAUGCGGGGUGAAGAACUUGUCAAUCCCGCGGUCAAGCUCAUUCAUCAUUAUGAGAUGAUGCAUGGGAAAUCAUUGCAGAAUGGGCCAAAAAGGUUCAUUACAGAGAAAGCAGAGAGGAGUAGUGUGGCUUUGCAAAAUGGCCGAUUGAGAAUUAUUGAUGAUGGCAUCUUGAGAUGCUAUGCUAAAGAUUGGUUGGCGAGGUGGACAGCAUAG